AUGGCCUGUGCUGAGAAAGACCAAUCCUGUGAGGACAGCAGCAGGCAAGAAGAGGAUCUACGCACCUCCCCGGAUGUGCUUGUCCUUCACAUGCUGUGCCCCCUGUACCAAGACAAGAAGUUAACUAAACUGUUGCCUGUCCUGCUUUACAAGUAUCAAAAGAAGGAGUCUAUCACAAAGGAAGAAAUGCUGUACAAUAUUAACGCACGAGACCGUGUGCACUUCUCUCCAUUAUUCAAGGCAAUAUGUGAAUGCAUGUGUCUGGCUUUUGGCAUUGAUGUGAAAGAACUGUAUCCUGCUAGCAAAAAAUAUGUCCUUAAGCCUAUCUUGGGCCUCACUUAUAAUGGUAUAAUGAGUGACGAUUGCCAGAGCAUUUCCAAAAUCAACCUUCUGGUAGUCAUUCUCAUUGUCAUCUUCUUAAAGGGUAACCGCAUCAGUGAGGUAGAUUUAAAGGAAUUCCUAUUAACAAGAGAAAUGCUACCUCAGAGGAAGCGUUUUAUUAUUGGAGACCCAUGGGGUUUCAUCACAAAGGAUUUGGUGCAGAAAGAAUACCUGGAGAGUAAACUGGUCCCCAAUAGUGAUCCUGCUAAGUACGAGUUCCUGUGGGGUCCAAGAGCCCAUGCUGAAACGAGCAAGAUGAAAGUCCUCGAGCAUUUGGCGAAGGUUAAUAGGAGAGAUCCCAAGUCCUACACGAAUCUAUAUGAAGAGGCUUUGAGAGAGGAGCAAGAGGCCACCCGUUCAAGGGAUAGGAGCCAGUGA
This is a messenger RNA of Cavia porcellus (domestic guinea pig), 759 nucleotides long. Its product is annotated as melanoma-associated antigen 10-like. Gene Ontology annotation, cellular component: nucleus. Gene Ontology annotation, biological process: negative regulation of transcription by RNA polymerase II. The coding region runs from base 1 to 759 and encodes 252 amino acids. The transcript has a single exon. The record is from RefSeq and is a predicted model, not a curated record. NCBI's taxonomy places the organism in Eukaryota, Metazoa, Chordata, Mammalia, Rodentia, Caviidae.